AUGAAGGGGAGCUUACUCAUUGUUUUUGUCACACUGUUAGCGUCUUCCUUUUGCUUCCUUCUUAAGGAGAAGAAUGGUUUAUUAGGGUUCACGAGGAACAACUCCAUCGGGGGGAGAGCAAUUAAGGGUAGGGGUAUUGGGAGGAAGUUCCUAAUCAGAUGGAGGGAAGGAUACGUGUGUGAUCAUGGGGGGGCGAUCCAAGAAGGAGUUGUGCAUACGCACGACAACUCGAGUGAGCAUAUGCAGGGGGAUAACUCAUCCCUAGGUCAAGGACCCCCCAAAGAGGAAACUCUUCACCAUCCUCCGACAAGGAAAAAAUUUUUGAAUGCGCAGAAGGAAGACGAUUACUAUCACCUGUAUCUGCACCACAUAUACAAAAAGGUAAAACUUAUUAAGAAGCAAAAAUAUUUGUACAACCCUUCUAAGUACGAAUCCGUUAGGUCCUACAUCAAGCGAGAGUUGAAAGAAUGCCUGGACAUGAACACCGCCGCGUACCUCUUCAAAGCAACCGAGUACUAUGCGAAAGGUGUGUUGGAUGUCUCCGUGUAUGUUAGCGAAGUGAUCCACCUCCUCAGCUUCUUCACCUUCAACGACAAAUGCAACUUGGACGGUGAGGAGGGGGGUGACGGCGGCGUGGGUGUGCAUAGCGACAGCGUGGGGGUGGAUAGCGGCGUCGUGGGGGUGCGUGGCGGAGGCCAUGGUGCUGACGAGCAGGUGGGCGUGGAUGAACAAAUGGAGCAGAUCCUCAAGGGGGGUGGGAAAAACGACACGAACGAGAAGAGUGGAAAGACAAAAAUGAACAAGCUGAUCGAGAAAGACGAAAAGUACAAGUCCUUCUGCCUGUACUUCACCCGGCUAGUUGACUCGGUGAGCGGCUUGUUCUGCUGCAUUGGAAAAAGAAGUAAGCGAGAAGAAAUUAUCACCUACCUCAAGACCUCCAACUUAACAGACAACUGGCAGAAUUAUAACACGGAGGACCUAAACCUAGAUACUAAUUUCAUGAUAUACAUAAUUAGGCUUAUAAAAUACAAGGACCCCAACUACCUAUGCUCCUUGAAACGCUUGAAGGAGUACACGGUGGAGCAGGUAAAGGAGAUCUUCCUCAACUGUAUGCGAGACGGUUUGCUUGACUUGGACUAUUUGAUCAUUCUGCAAUCGGAGUUCUUGGCCAGAGAAAACACCCGCGGACAAAUGGCUACUCCAAUUUUCGCUCCGUCAAGUGAGGGUAGCGGUGUCAGCGGGGAAGAAACCCAAAUCAAACACGAACAUCUGCGCAAGCUAGAGCAGAACUAUGAAGCACUCCUUAAGAAGUACACCUCAAAACAGAAGGAACAGAAAAGGGGGGAGCUUAGCGAUGAUCAGCUGAAAAAUGUCAUUAAUGAAAUUUUGGAAAAAAAUGCAUUUCUGGUUAAGGGAAAAUCGGACAAGCUAGCUAAAAAAAAAAAAAAAAAAAAAAAAAAAUGCAAACCAACUUGUGGAAAACCUAAUACGUAUGGAUCUACAUGA
This is a messenger RNA of Plasmodium fragile, 1506 nucleotides long. RefSeq lists its product as uncharacterized. The coding region runs from base 1 to 1506 and encodes 501 amino acids. The record is from RefSeq and is a predicted model, not a curated record. The transcript has a single exon. NCBI's taxonomy places the organism in Eukaryota, Apicomplexa, Aconoidasida, Haemosporida, Plasmodiidae.